AUGGCGGCAGUAUCCUCAUCAAUGAACGACGAUAAUGGCAACCCCCAACCAGAUAUCUCUGUGGUGCAAAAGUAUGAAGACUAUUGUGUUUUACUUGUGACCCGAGGAUUUGGAGGGCCCCAAGAAAUCCAGAAAUGGCUACGGGGACAAGAAGAAUCCGCCUGUUUUCGCAAUGCCACUGAUACCGUUGCCGCCAUCGAGAAACCAUGUCCUGCAACCACGGUUGCAAAUGGCGGGCAGAACACAGCAGCAUCCCAGGAAUCCAACAACAAUCACACUAUGAUCAGAAAUGCCGUCUUGCUAAAUUAUCACUGCAAGGCAUAUGCUCGGGGUCUAGUGCUGGCAGCUAGAAACAAGUCGGCUGCUCAAUUAGUUUCCCAUGUUCAGCUGACCGUCCAAUGCUUGUGCAAGGGAUACCUCAAGCCACAGGAAGAGCAGCAACUGGAACACACCUUGGGCAAGACUGAUUGUCAACUACGAAUAAAGGGGUUGCAGGCAGCACGCAGCAACACACUGGGGUACAUUUCGCUGGUGCAAGCUACCAAUCUGCCAUCUUCCAGGUCGCCCGAUUGCACCUUUGUCAUUCCUCGACAGUUUCGACGACAGCUCAAAGCCUCUGGGUUUCCCGUGUUGGGUCAUACCAAAGACUGCCAACAAUUUCGAGGCGAGUCCUUGUGCAUGUCGGUAAUCAAGCUGCAAUUCCAGGUGGCCACUACUGAUGGAGCUGGUGCUGUGGUGGAAGAAGUUGUGUGCAUUGAACGAGCACCUCGGCUGAAGAUUCUUCUCGAACGGGAAGAACGAUUCUGGAAGGAAUCCAACACAGAGGCGGAUGUGCAAGCAAUGGAUGAUGCCACCAUCUCGAAGCCAACAGCGUACAUUGCAGGCAAGGCUUCCUUUUUGGGACACCAGUUCUUUGUGAAUUCUGCCGUCAUGAUCCCUCGUCCGGGCAGCGAGGCAGUGGUGCAACGAGCCUUGGAACUGUACCAAGAAACGACAGAGUUGCGCAAUGAAUCCUCUCCACCACGAAUACUGGAUCUUGGAACGGGGUCGGGGUGCCUCUUGUUGUCCCUUCUUCGUAGGCUGCCGAUGCAUGCGGUCGGGGUUGGUGUGGACAAGUCUACGGAGGCCCUGAAAGUGUCCCGGCAGAAUGCCAUGGCCCUGGGAUUGGCACCACAGUGUACUCUCCAGGAAGGAGACUUUGGUCAACUUGACAUGCUCGCUCUUGAAAGUAGUCCCUUUGACAUUGUCGUAUGCAAUCCACCCUACCAUACUAGAGGCGGGCGUCAACAAAUCAAUGCUGCCAGUGUGGCGCACGAACCUUCCAUGGCGUUGUUUGUGGAGCAUGCCAACAUGUUGGUCCACUAUCGAGAUGUAUUGCAAGGCCUGAAGCGCGGCAAACUUGUUCACAGAGGGACUGUACUUGUUUUUGAAGUUUGCAAGGACAACGCCAAGCAUGUUGGAGCAUUGAUGCAAGAGAAUGGCCUCGAGCUGAUUCGUAUUGGCAAGGACGCGAAAGACUGUGUCAGAACGGCGGAGGGUGUCUUUCGGGGGUUUGCUACCAGCUAG
Seminavis robusta is the source of this 1566-nucleotide messenger RNA. The record is from the annotation of a GenBank genome assembly. Lineage: Eukaryota; Bacillariophyta; Bacillariophyceae; Naviculales; Naviculaceae.